Messenger RNA from Trematosphaeria pertusa, 604 nucleotides. RefSeq lists its product as uncharacterized. The record is from RefSeq and is a predicted model, not a curated record. NCBI's taxonomy places the organism in Eukaryota, Fungi, Ascomycota, Dothideomycetes, Pleosporales, Trematosphaeriaceae. The coding region runs from base 53 to 409 and encodes 118 amino acids. The transcript has a single exon.
CUAAGAACUCCAACGUCUUGCCACCAUUUCAGCUUCUUUGGUAAAACCAAUAAUGGCGGAAACCAUUGCUCCUACUCCAGCGCCCACACCAAAUCUCAAGGCCCAGCCCAUCAUCCAGGAGAAACUCCGACCAUGGAGCACAGCCCCACAGGAAUUAUUCGACCCAUCAAAGCACCUCAGCUAUGUCUCCGAGCCCAAGUCACUGUCAUUGAAUGACCUCGGGUUGUCUGAGCAUAGUGGCGAACACGUCGCCAUCUCUCCGAUGGGCUGCUCAGAACCGUUCCCUCUCUUCAGCAACAAUGCUAUCACCAUAAUGCGCAGUGAGAUCUUCACAAACGAAGUAUGGGAUAACUGCCUGCACAGCACCGAGUUUGCGGGAUGUCAGUUGCGUGGUCACUGUCCGAAGUAAGUGCCCCUAUAUGCGCACCGAUGGGCCUUCCGGCUAACGUGUGGAAAGGUAUGCUCCGUUCAUGUACGAAGCAUGGACGAGCCCGAAGACGCUGGAGAUAGUGUCCAAGAUUGCGGGCGUUGACCUCAUCCCGGUGAUGGAUAUCGAAAUCGGCAACAUAAACAUCUCGGUCAAGACCUCAAGCGAGGAUCCCAG